This is a messenger RNA of Pteronotus mesoamericanus, 2321 nucleotides long. RefSeq names its product MAGUK p55 scaffold protein 2 (gene MPP2). Lineage: Eukaryota; Metazoa; Chordata; Mammalia; Chiroptera; Mormoopidae. Bases 181 to 1839 code for a protein of 552 amino acids. The transcript is spliced from 14 exons. Gene Ontology annotation, molecular function: protein binding. Gene Ontology annotation, cellular component: cell-cell junction; plasma membrane. The record is from RefSeq and is a predicted model, not a curated record.
CAACGUGACGGCGGGCGCCGAGCUGGUGAGCUGUGCGGGGACGGAGGCUGUGCAGAUUCGGGGUACUUCGGAGCCCGGCAUUACGGGCGAAUCCAGGAGGAAGAGGGGCCGUCCUGCCACCGUUGCAAUUUCUGUUAUCUGAGCUCAGGAGAGCCAUUUCAGACCCUUGCCAGCCUCGCCAUGCCAGUGGCCGCCACCAACUCCGAGACUGCCAUGCAGCAAGUCUUGGACAACUUGGGAUCCCUCCCCAAUGCCACAGGGGCUGCAGAACUGGACCUGAUCUUCCUUCGAGGCAUUAUGGAAAGUCCCAUAGUAAGAUCCCUGGCCAAGGCCCACGAGAGGCUGGAGGAGACGAAGCUGGAGGCUGUUCGGGACAACAACCUGGAGCUAGUGCAGGAGAUCCUGCGGGACCUGGCGCAGCUAGCGGAGCAGAGCAGCACAGCCGCUGAGCUGGCCCGCAUCCUCCAGGAGCCCCACUUCCAGUCUCUUCUGGAGACGCAUGACUCUGUGGCCUCAAAGACCUAUGAGACACCGCCCCCCAGCCCUGGCCUGGACCCCACGUUCAGCAACCAGCCGGUGCCUCCCGACGCUGUGCGCAUGGUGGGCAUCCGCAAGACGGCUGGAGAGCAUCUGGGAGUGACGUUCCGUGUCGAGGGUGGCGAACUGGUGAUCGCGCGCAUUCUGCACGGUGGCAUGGUAGCUCAGCAAGGCCUGUUGCACGUGGGCGACAUCAUCAAAGAGGUGAAUGGGCACCCGGUGGGCAGCGACCCCCGCGCGCUGCAGGAGCUCCUGCGCAAUGCCAGCGGCAGCGUCAUCCUUAAGAUCCUGCCCAGCUAUCAGGAGCCCCAUCUGCCCCGCCAGGUAUUUGUGAAAUGCCACUUUGACUAUGACCCGGUCCGAGACAGCCUCAUCCCCUGCAAGGAAGCGGGCCUGCGCUUCAACGCUGGGGACUUACUCCAGAUUGUAAACCAGGAUGAUGCCAAUUGGUGGCAGGCGUGCCACGUGGGCGGAGGCAGUGCAGGGCUCAUCCCGAGCCAGCUUCUGGAGGAGAAGCGGAAAGCCUUUGUCAAGCGGGACCUGGAGCUGACCCCCACCUCAGGGACCCUAUGCGGCAGCCUUUCAGGAAAGAAAAAGAAGCGAAUGAUGUAUCUGACCACCAAGAAUGCAGAGUUUGACCGCCAUGAGCUGCUCAUUUAUGAGGAGGUGGCCCGCAUGCCCCCAUUCCGCCGGAAAACCCUGGUGCUGAUCGGGGCUCAGGGUGUGGGUCGGCGCAGCCUGAAGAACAAGCUCAUCAUGUGGGACCCAGACCGCUAUGGCACCACGGUGCCCUACACAUCCCGGCGGCCCAAGGAUUCAGAGCGGGAAGGCCAGGGCUACAGCUUUGUGUCCCGAGCGGAGAUGGAGGCUGACAUCCGUGCUGGGCGCUACCUGGAACAUGGUGAAUACGAGGGCAACCUAUAUGGCACACGUAUCGAUUCCAUCCGGGGUGUGGUUGCUGCCGGCAAGGUGUGCGUGCUGGAUGUCAACCCCCAGGCGGUGAAGGUGCUGAGAACGGCUGAGUUUGUCCCUUAUGUGGUGUUCAUUGAGGCUCCCGACUUUGAGACCCUUCGGGCCAUGAACAGGGCUGCACUGGAGAGUGGGGUGUCUACCAAGCAGCUCACGGAGGCAGACCUGAGACGGACAGUGGAGGAGAGCAACCGCAUCCAGAGAGGCUACGGGCACUACUUUGACCUCAGCCUAGUCAACAGCAACCUGGAGAGGACCUUCCGGGAGCUCCAGGCCGCCAUGGAGAAGCUACGAACAGAGCCCCAGUGGGUGCCUGUCAGCUGGGUGUACUGAGCCUGCUCGCCUGGACCUUGUCCCCUCUGGGUUGUGAUCCAGGAACCUGAACCCAUCCCUUCCCCCACCAUGACCCUCAGCCAUGACCCUUAGCUCCAGUCCCUGGCACUCUGGCUCCCUGGGUAGCAGCUUCUAGCAGAGGCCCUGAGGCUGGCUUCGGGCACAGGCGUGCACUGUCAGGGAGGUGGGUGUUCAAGGGGUCCCUCUGUGCCCAGGUGCUGCCCCCUCCUGAUGCCCAAUGGCCACCGGCUAUUCCUCUCUGAGGGCCAAGCAGGGCCCACGAGUGUGUCAGAGCCACCUCCAAAAGGUUCAGUCCAGGGAAGAGAAGAGCUGCUUUGGGACCAUGUGAUCAGUAGGUACACUGCCCCUGCCACCUCUCUCCCGUCACAUUUUUCUCCUCCGGUCUGGCCACACCCACCCCCUUCCUGAGCCCCUCCCCCUCCCCCCUCCCCCUGGGUCCUAGGAGCAGGACUUAGGCUUUA